AUAAUGGAGUCGCAAGAAUCUCUUCGAAGAAUUUUAGACCCUCGGGGAUCCCACGAAGUAAUCAUAGAGCAAGUAGAGGAAGAAAAACAACUUUCACAGAAGCAAAAUUUGAGGUAUAAGUAUCUUCAAAUGGAUGAUUCAAAAAGUCUGAUGAAAAUUCACAGGUCUAAUCUCAGAAGCAGAAGGAAGAGUCUAAAUGAUGCUUACUGCACCCCACUGAUGAGAUCCGAUUCUUACUUAGAUAUUAGAAUUAAUGAGAUGGGUAACUCUCCCAAGAAUUUUGAUACCUAUAUCCAUUCUCAAAGAGAGCGGAGAGAAAUUGGUCGUGAGGCAAGGAACCAGAAUAAUAUGCUACCAACCCAUGCUAACUCAGAAGGCGAUCUGAAGAACAUGAGGAAUAGGAAUUAUAUGAAUGACUUCAGACUUCUCUCAAGCCGUAGGAAAGAAGAGAGGAAAAGCAACAGCGAUACUCAUUCUCCCUUCGGAAGUUUUAAUGACCAAGUGGCUUCUUGUAAUCCUAUUGAUGACUACGGCCGCAACUGGACCAGUGCAACCCUUGGACCUAACUGUGAGACUGAUUUUUGGGAAGUCCAAGACAAUAAGAGCAAUAGUGGGAGCAAUAAAGAUGAACAAGAAUCUGCUGAAAGUGAGAAAAUCAAGAUUAAAGCAGAAGAGAAUAAAGUUCAAAAAUCAAUAUCUGAUCUUCCUAAAAAUAAUAUCAGACUUACUUAUCUCUCAGCGAGUAGUCUUAGCGAUGACAGAUGGGUCUGUCCUAUCUGACUGGACAUUUUUGACGAUGCUGUUGAGACUCCAUGAUGUCAUAAUUUGUUCUGUGAAAAAUGUAUUGUCAUGGCUCAUCUGGCGAAUGACUUACAAAACAAAAUAGAUUGUCCAUUAUGUAAUAAGAGGUAUGACCGCAACGAACUUAUUCCAAACAUUCCAAUCAGAAGGUUGGUAAAUGAACUUAGCAUAAAGUGCAUCAAUAUUGAAUGCCAUCAAGUGUUCAAGAAGGGAGAUCUUCAAAAGCAUUUGAAAAUCUGCAAAUAUCAGCUGGUUUCUUGCCCAAAUAGCUCAGAAUGAGAGCUCAUUAUCCGUAAGAAUUUACGAACUCAUGAAAUCGAGCAAUGCCCUUUUAGAAUAGUGCCAUGUAGACUUCGUUGUGGAGUCCUACUCCCUCUCAAUACAAUGGAAGAUCAUAUAAAAUCUGAUUGUAUGAAAGAGACUAUAAAAUGAAAGAACUCAUGUGGAAAGCUUCUCCAAAGAUGUUUGUUAGAGAAGCAUUUGAGGAAGACUUGCCCACUUGAAAUCAUUAAAUGUCCUAACGCUGGUAACAACAUGUUUGAAGAAGGCUGCAGUCUUGAGUUUAGACGCUGCGAUAUGCAAAAACAUGAAGCUGAAUGAGAAUACCGCAAAAUUUUAUGUGAAAAUGGCACUUGUGGAAGUUGGAUUUUAUUCAAAGAUUUGGAAAAACAUGAUGAGCAAUGUCCAUUCAAGGUAAUUAAUUGCAAAAAUAAGUGUGGAGCAGUGCUUGAACGCCAGGAUCUCUUAUCUCAUUAUCGUAUCUGUGAGCUUGAACCAAUAGAAUGUACAUAUUAUCAAUUUGGCUGUACAGAAACUUUGAUAAGAAAGAAAUAUAAGAAACAUCUAGAAGAAAAAGCUUAUGAACACUCACUUAUGUUUGUUGAAGGACAGAAGCGUAUCAAUAUGGAAAAUGAAGGCUUAAAGAGAGAGCUUCUAAGCCUCAGUAAAGACUAUGAUGUUGAAAUUAAAGCAAUGUUUCUCGAACUCAAUCGUGUUAAGGAAGAGCUGUCUCAUCUAAAACAGUCAGCAGGAAUGGGUAUUGAUAAUGUCCAAAACUCUAGUGCUGGAUAUCAUGACAAUCCUUUGAACUCUAACAGACCAAACACUACUUUUGAAAAGAAGAUACCAAAUUCUAGAUAUCAUGGUAACAAGAAUGAGUAUAGCGACUGACUUCCAGGAGAAAGCAAUGGUUCUUCUCUUGAAAACAGCCUAUUUGAGUAUUCUUCACGCAGUAGAAUUUAUGGAGAUUAA
This is a messenger RNA of Moneuplotes crassus, 2052 nucleotides long. The record is from the annotation of a GenBank genome assembly. NCBI's taxonomy places the organism in Eukaryota, Ciliophora, Spirotrichea, Euplotida, Euplotidae.